UUAUUGUCAUGCCUUUCAUGGAUAGUAAGCUUCUCACCUCCUGACAUCCCUAUUGCCUCAGCACUCUAAGGGUUUUGCGAGAUCAGUGGCUCUUGUUGCAACAAUGUAUUAACGGCGAGGCCGCGGACCAUAUUUUAGUUCUUGAGGACCACUGGUGGUCCAUGGACCACAGGUUGGGAACUGCUGAGAUAAACCAAACAUUUGGACAAACUAAGGGCUAGUUUUGAUCAUUUCCUGCUCUUCUAGAUUUUGCCUGUUUGUGUCCAAGGACAUCCUUUUACACCUUUUCUUGUUGAGAGUACUUUGUUCUCACAGUGAUAAAAGAAGUAUCUUUCUUCCACAUACUUCACAGAAGGUGACAGAGAGUUGACUGCUUUGGCAGCAUCCAGACAACCACCAACACUCUUUCUCACCUUGCAUCUUUGAAAGGGAUGCAAUACAACUAAAGGGGGAAGAGUUGUUUAUCCUUGAUGACCCAAGGUUGGAAGUAAUAUUGGGGUCCAUUUGGUUCACCAGAACAUGAAUAUGGAAAGUGAAAGCAUAGAAAUCUUCUUCUGCUUCUUGAAAGCAGCACAGACAAAACAGGAGAAGCUGUGGAUGAAACUUCCCUGAUGAGGUAGUGAAAUAGAUAAGGAUUUGAACAAUGCUGAUUAUGUAAGGCUUUGAUGGCUUCUGACUUUGAAAUAGAUUCAUUCCAAUGUAGCUGUUUAUCUGUCAGUGCCUGAUUUCAUUUGAAGGAGGAGUUACUAGAAAUGGUUUCAAAACCUGGGAGUUGAAUUGCCUGUAGUCUUGAAUGAGUCAGGUCUGGGUGCUAUUGGAAAGUGGAAGAGAACUAUUUCUAAGUUGAAUAUCUGAUCUGAUCAGUGUAAUUCUUUUCACAUUCCAUAUAUGAAGAGUUUGGAAAUAAGGUUCAGUGCAGUGCUGAAAUUCUCAAUAGGAGCCCUGACAAGUCACAUGCUGGUGUGAUGUACUGUUAUAAUGUACAGGGACUUUGAAGAUCCAGGCUUGAAUUUCACUGAUCCAUGAAAAUCAUUGAGUGACCUGAAAGUCAUACACACAUUGGAGCAAAGCUGGGCUAUAUAUUGAUGAGGAAAAACAUAACAGUUCAAAAUGCAGAGGAUUACCACUGUGAAUCCAGCGCUUCUGUUUACUGUACUUGUAUUCAUAGACGUUUUGUUCCUUCCUUUUGUAAGAUGAACAUCUUCCAAAUAUGAAAGCACAGAGAUUGUUGAAGGAAACCGUAUUUUUUCAUCUGCAUUAAAUGGAACAGGAACAUCUGCAAACAAAGUAAAUUCAUCCAAAACAGGACUUAUGAACCAGAUAUUUAUCCAUACUUUUUUGAAACUGGCAUAACUUGUAACUGUGUCCAUGCUGUUGACUUUUAUGCAGUACUUCUUUAAGUGUGACAUUUGAUAGGUUUCCUCCCCUGAAUGUAUUCUAAGGUUGUCUCAAGAGUAGUGAAAUGAAGAUCCUGUGUGAAAUAACAAUGUCUAUGUCUGUUUCUGAAGAGAACAAUUUCAUAAUGAUGUAAGCCUCUCCCAACAUCUGGAUGUGGUGCUAAAGGCAAAUCAUUUUUGAUCAGCUGACGUGAAACUGCAAAGAAGACCUUCCAUUCAAAUAACUUCUAGCCAAAAUAAUCUCAAACAUCAAUAUGCACAGAAUGAAAAGAAAAGCAAAGAUAACUUAGAUGAAAGAUUUCCAUAAACAAUAAAAAGAGAAGUGUGAAAUUGUUCCUGCUACAUUGCAGGAUCAAGGGAUUUUCUUGACUAUUGGACAGGCCUUGACAGAUUUAAAUCAAGUCAGAUGUCAUCAAACGAAUCAUCUCCUCCAUCUUUACCGAAGUUUUCACCAUCUGUGUCUCAUGCAGCUGCUCCACCAGCCCCUUCUUUAUCUUCAAGUCCACAAUCUGGACUCUCAGGAAGGUUGUCCAAUGGCAGCUUCAGUACACAAAGUCUCACCAACUCCAGGGGCUCUGUACAUGGAAUGUCCUUCUUGCUGCAGAUUGGUCUCACCCGUGAGACGGUUACCAUUGAUGCUCAAGAGCUCUCCCUUUCUGCUGUCAAAGACCUGGUGUGCUCUGUAGUUUAUCAAAAGUUUCCAGAGUGUGGGUUUUUCGGUAUGUAUGACAAAAUUCUCCUAUUCCGCCAUGAUCUGAACUCAGAAAAUAUUUUACAGCGGAUUACAUCAGCUGAAGAGAUACAUGAAGGUGAUCUCAUUGAGGUUGUCCUAUCUGCUUUAGCUACAGUUGAAGACUUCCAGAUUCGUCCUCAUAUGCUUUAUGUGCAUUCUUACAAGGCUCCUACUUUUUGCGAUUAUUGUGGAGAGAUGCUUUGGGGCUUGGUACGGCAGGGAUUGAAAUGUGAAGGGUGUGGCUUAAAUUACCACAAACGAUGUGCUUUUAAGAUUCCAAACAACUGUAGUGGAGUAAGGAAGAGGCGUUUAUCAAAUGUGUCUUUACCUGGAUCUGCACUUUCAGUCCCAAGAUCAAUACAAACGGAGUGCACAACCCCAACAACAGAAGAGCGUUGUCUCCUGGAGCCCAGUAAGAGAAUUCCUUCCUGGAGUGGCCGUCCAAUAUGGAUGGAAAAGAUGGUGCUUUGUCGGGUGAAGGUUCCACAUACAUUUGCAGUUCAUUCUUAUACUCGACCGACCAUAUGCCAGUACUGCAAACGGUUACUCAAAGGCCUUUUUCGCCAAGGAAUGCAGUGUAAAGAUUGCAGAUUUAACUGUCACAAACGUUGUGCCUCUAAAGUUCCUAAAGAUUGUCUUGGAGAAGUAGUGUUUAAUGGAGAACAAGAGCCAGCUAGUCCUGGUCAAGAUAUUGAUAUGCCAAUGGAAGUUGAUAGUAGUGAAACAAAUAGCGAUGGAGGUAGGGGCUUGGAUGAUGUGGAAGAACCCUCUCCUCCUGAAGACAAGAUGUUUUUUAUGGAUCCAGGAGACCUAGAUGGGGACAAAGAUGAAGAGGCUGUCAAGACUAUUAGCCCAUCAACAAGCAAUAACAUUCCGCUGAUGAGAGUGGUGCAAUCUGUCAAGCAUACAAAACGGAAGAGCAGUACAAUGGUGAAGGAAGGAUGGAUGGUUCAUUAUACUAGCCGAGAUAACCUGAGAAAAAGACAUUACUGGAGGCUGGAUAGUAAAUGUCUUACGCUAUUUCAGAAUGAAUCUGGGACAAAGUAUUACAAGGAGAUUCCACUUUCUGAAAUUCUACAAGUCACUCCGCCAAGGGAUUUCUCAAAUGUGGUGCAGGGUAGCAACCCACACUGCUUUGAAAUAAUAACGGACACAAUGGUUUACUUUGUCGGUGAAAACAAUGGCAGCAACCACCACAAUCCUGUUUUAGCUGCUACUGGAGUUGGACUUGAUGUAGCGCAGAGCUGGGAGAAAGCUAUUCGUCAAGCUUUGAUGCCUGUAACACCCCAGACUAGCAUUUGCACCGUUGCAGGACAAGGAAAAGAUCACAAAGAAUUGUCUGUCAGCAUUUCUGUCUCAAAUUGCCAGAUCCAAGAGAAUGUGGAUAUUAGUUCAGUGUAUCAGAUCUUUGCUGACGAAGUGCUCGGUUCUGGCCAGUUUGGGAUUGUGUAUGGAGGAAAACAUAGGAAGACUGGAAGAGAUGUGGCAAUUAAAAUCAUUGAUAAAAUGCGAUUUCCUACAAAACAGGAGAGUCAACUACGCAAUGAAGUGGCCAUUUUACAGAAUUUGCACCACCCUGGGAUUGUAAACCUGGAAUGUAUGUUUGAAACUCCAGAAAGGGUUUUUGUUGUGAUGGAAAAACUUCAUGGCGACAUGUUAGAGAUGAUUCUCUCCAGUGAGAAAAGCCGGCUUCCAGAAAGAAUCACCAAGUUUAUGGUCACCCAGAUACUUGUUGCUCUGAGGAAUUUGCACUUCAAGAAUAUAGUGCACUGUGAUUUAAAACCUGAAAAUGUACUGUUAGCAUCAGCAGAGCCAUUUCCUCAGGUGAAGCUCUGUGAUUUUGGUUUUGCACGCAUUAUUGGUGAGAAGUCUUUUAGGAGAUCAGUGGUUGGAACCCCAGCUUACUUGGCUCCAGAGGUACUUAGGAGUAAGGGCUACAAUCGAUCUUUGGAUAUGUGGUCAGUGGGAGUCAUAAUCUAUGUGAGCCUGAGUGGUACAUUUCCAUUUAAUGAAGAUGAAGACAUAAAUGAUCAGAUCCAAAAUGCAGCCUUUAUGUAUCCGCCAAAUCCCUGGAAGGAGAUAUCUAGUGAAGCAAUAGAUUUAAUAAACAAUUUGCUUCAAGUGAAGAUGAGAAAACGUUACAGUGUUGACAAAUCACUUAGUCAUCCUUGGUUACAGGACUAUCAAACGUGGCUUGAUCUUCGGGAGUUUGAAACCCGCAUUGGAGAACGUUACAUUACCCAUGAAAGCGAUGAUGCUCGUUGGGAAGAACAUGCAUAUGAACACAACCUUGUGUGCCCCAAGCAUUUUAUUAUGGCUCCCAAUCCAGAUGACAUGGAGGAAGACCCAUAGGAAUCAUCAAGGGGAAGGCACUUAAAUCAAUACUGAUGUUUCUCCAGAGCAAGUGUCCUGUUUUGCUCUUCAGCUUCCAUUUAGGAGCAAUGGAGGAUCUCCUGAGUCAGUUUGUGGGUAGCCUAGAUACUUUGGAAAGCCUAUGCAUCUUUGACUAAUAAUGUAAUCCAGCACUGGGGGAAUAGCCACAAAGUAUUUGUGUAACAUUGCCUUACUGGUACAUCACAGUGAUGUUAUUUAAAGAUGAAAUGCACAGUGAAUUGCUGUUUAUGAAUUUUCCAAGGGUUGUUUUUGUAGUUUACGCAACGAAACAAUUGUAAUGGUUUUCUACUUCAUACCUAUUAAGCCAUAGAGUACUAUUUUCUGGUAUUUAGAUGCGUGUGUUGGGAAGCUGCAGAGAAACUGAACCAAAUGAUUACAUGUUUUAUUGUUAUGGCCCAUACAAAAUGCUGGUAUUUAUUGAGUAGGUGUGAUGUGGAAAAGCAAUAAAAGUGAUGGGAGCGAUAAAAGUCAAAAGGUUUUAAUAGUAAAAUCUUGCUCCUCUCUCUUAAUUAAAGCAGCCUCAUGAGGUAAACUUACAUUAUCUUUAUUGAAUAUAGACAAGCUGUGUUUUGCAUUUAUGGCUCAUUAGGAUAGGAGUAAACUGUAACACAUGGUGAGCUAAUAGAAUGCGGCAGACAUUGUGACUUUGAAAUGUACAGAAGACUUUGUGCCUUCAUUUAACAGAGGGACAGACUGCCACCGGGUGGAAAAAAUGGUGCUUAGAAUCAUAUGGUUUGGAAGAGACCACAAGCUCCAUCCUGUCCAACCAUCUGCCAUGCAGGAAAGCACAAAACACUCUAGACAGAUGGCCAUCCAGCCUCUACAUAAAAAUAUUCAGAGAAGGAGGCUCCACCAUGAUGCAAGGCAGCAUAUUCCACUGUUGAGAGCUUACCAUCAGCAAGUUCUUCCUCAUAUUUAGGUGAAUUCCUUUUAUAGUAGAUUUAGUCCAUUGCUGUAUGCCUUAGUCUCGGGAGCAGCAGAAAACAAGCUUGCCCUCUCCUCAAUGUCACAUCCUUUCAAAUACUUAAUCAUGUCCCUUCUCAGUCUUUUUUUCUUUAAGCUCAACUUACCUGGCUGCUCCUCAUAGGGCUUGGCUUCCAUACCUUUUGGUCACUCUUCUAUAGAAAGAGUAUAUAUUUUAAAAAGGACAUGGCUAGAAAUCUCUGGUUUCAUUGAAAAUACGUUUUAUAUUUUGGGCUAUUGGGCGAGACAGGAUUGCAGUGUCUUUUCCCUUUUGGCUUCCUUUAAAUCUUGGUGCAGAAUCAUCGGCUUUACAUUGUACUGGAUAAACUUGUUCCUCUGUGAUUUCUAUAGUGCACAUUUUUACCCAACCACCUUUUGGGAAGUGAUCAAACAUAAAAAUUAAGUUUUGAUACUCUGUGAGUAGUACUUCAUGUUCUAUGAAUUGGGAAGGGAAUGCAUAGGCAACAAUGGUACAACUAGUUAACUUGAACCCAGAAGGGAUAGAAGAAUAGAGUGUGGGAAGGUUAAUAAUAUACAUAGUUGUUCAGUUGUGAAGGACACAGCACCUGUGAGUAAAUUUUUAUUCACUGCAGUUACCUCAUUAAACGGGGAUGAAGAGCUUUUGUAUCAACUUCUGUCACUAUUUUGAGAAUGCUUUUUAGCAAAUAGUGAUAAAUGUUGAACAAGCUGUGCAGAUAGAAGUUUUUUAAUGUGAUUUUUCCCCACUGCAUUUUUCUUCCUAGAGAGAAGGCCACAAUUGCGGCUGUUAAAGCAGCAGUAGAAACUAUGGAAAGAGUGAUUAAUGUUAACCAAUAUAUAUAAAGAUCACACUUACCUAACUUCAGCUAGUAUGGCUAUGACAUUAGCCAUGCCGGCCUAUGGGAGUUGUAAUCCAGCACAUCUGGAGAACAUUAGAGCAGCCUGGUAUAGUUUCUUUUGGGCCAUGGCUUUUAACAGCUGUUGUAAGACCAACAGUAAAAUGCUGCUGUCUUCCCUUGUCCUUAACUGUGUUUUAGCUUGUUAUUGUAUGCUGUGGACACUACCAAAGAUUCUCUUGAAAUGAUGUUCCAUGUCAGAACUAUUUUUUUAAAUAACACACACACACAACAGGAAGAACGCAAUAUGCAAAUGACUGGUUAAAAAUGUACCAAGCUUCAGAAAAAAACUUACACAAUUAUCUAAAUUAAAAUAUUGUCAUUUUAAUGCUAUUUUGCACUGAUUAAAUUGCCACCAAACUAAAAAUCUCUAUUGAUCAGUAUUACUCUCAUAUCCUAUAAGCAACUGGUUGGCUCCUGUGUUAACAGGAGGCUAGACAACAUAAACCACCAAAUAUCUGAUCCAGCAAGAUGAUCUUAUGAUCUUAAUGGCAAAAUUUCAGAUUCAGACAGUGAUUUGUAAACCCUGGAAGGAAUAAAGUAUAGUUGUCACAUGAGUCAGAGUAAAUAAGGUUUUAUUCAUAAUUGUGUGUAUAUGACUUUUUGCAGCUGAAUGUCUGCUUCCAUUAAAAAUACUGAGGUGACCAUGAGCCUGCAAUUCUGAUAUUUGCUCUUGCAUCCUGUUUUUCUACUCAGUUGAUGGAUUUUUCUUUUAAAGUGGUUCAGAUUGACUCUGCAUCUUAUCUGUAUGUUUUGCUACCCCAUGUUCAAAAACACCAUUUACAGUAUGUGGGUGGUGUGAGCUACAAGUUUGGUGCAUUUAUGUUGCUAUUAAAUGGGUGUCAAGAGCCAAUUGUUGGCAGGAACUUGCUUUCUAGUGAUUUCUGUAAAUUGGAUUGGAAAGCUCUAGUAAAUUGCUCAGUGGAUUGCAAUAAAUGUUUUUCCUCCUUAUAGCAUUCCUUGUCUGUUCCAAGUGGGCUGCAAGGAGUGUUUGGGCAAAAGUAAUAAAGUUAUGCCAGCAUCUUGUAGAAAUAACAGUGUUCAAAUAUGUCCAAUUUCUAUUGCAAGUUUAUGCAGCAAAAGGGCUGGAUCAAAUGCGUCCCCAAUUUCUAGUUUGAACAGUGCAUCUAAAAUAUUCAGAAUAAGUCUUAUACUCAUUGUGACAUAGUCUGGACUAAGUACAUGCCUGUGAGUGCAACACUAAGAUCAGUUUCAGUGUUUGAUAUUUUGAAAAGCAGCAGAAAAGGUCAAGCGGGCAUGAUUUAUACUAUGCAUCUUGAAUUAGUUUUAAGCAGGGCUGCGGACCAGUAGAACAGGAAUAGAAACAUUGUUGCAAAUAAAGAAAACUGGAAUGUUUCUACUCUGUACUAGUUGUUAAACACAUUUUACAAACUAUAAAAUGCAUAGCUUCCAAUGAAUGCCUAAAAUAUUAAUCCAAGCUUUAGGUCACUGAAAGGUUGGCAUUAAUCAAUUGCUCCAGAAUAAUUUGUACCCAGUGUUGCAUUAUCAUUACUCUUUGUGUUUUUUUUAAUUAAGUUGCAUUCAUUUCAGCAAUAGAGCUGUAUUGACGCUAGAAGGUAUUCAUGUAAAACUUGUAGCCUCAAAAAGACACUGUCAAGUACUUUUAAAAUAUUUUUGUAUGUUCCAUUGUUUGUAAAUAUCUUCUAUGCUUGAAAAUAAAUUUUAUUUCCCUA
Messenger RNA from Anolis sagrei ordinatus, 8056 nucleotides. It is a transcript of the gene PRKD3, whose product is annotated as protein kinase D3. Gene Ontology annotation, biological process: protein phosphorylation. Gene Ontology annotation, molecular function: ATP binding; protein serine/threonine kinase activity. Lineage: Eukaryota; Metazoa; Chordata; Lepidosauria; Squamata; Anolidae. The record is from RefSeq and is a predicted model, not a curated record.